Messenger RNA from Limulus polyphemus (Atlantic horseshoe crab), 575 nucleotides. RefSeq names its product keratin-associated protein 19-2-like. The coding region runs from base 64 to 435 and encodes 123 amino acids. The transcript is spliced from 3 exons. NCBI's taxonomy places the organism in Eukaryota, Metazoa, Arthropoda, Merostomata, Xiphosura, Limulidae. The record is from RefSeq and is a predicted model, not a curated record.
UUGUCAUACGCUGAACAAUACAACUCUCAUAGCCGUAUUUACAGCUUUUUCAAACUACAAACCAUGAAAACUCUGGUUGCUCUCACUUUCCUUGCCCUGUGCUCUGUGUCUUUCGCUGGGCUGUUAGGUGGCUUCCUUGGAGGUGCUCCUUACGGAGGUUACUAUGGCGGUUACUAUGGAGGAGCUGCGGCUGUUACAGGUAGCUCUGCCAUCACCCACAGCUUCGACAAUCAGCGUGCUCUGACUGGUUAUGGUUAUGGAUACCCAGGCUAUGGUUAUGGCUAUGGCUACGCUGGCUACGGCUACCCAGGCUAUGGUUAUGGCUACGCUGGCUACGGUUAUCCAGGCUAUGGUUAUGGUUACGCUGGUUAUGGCUAUCCAGGCUAUGGAUACGGUGCUGGUUAUUAUGGAGGUCUUGGCUACAAGUUCCACUAAAUUGAUAUCGGAUGAUUCCUCUCUCUGUCCAGCCAGACUUACAAGAUAUUGAGAAAUAGACUCUCUAUACUAUAUGUGUGUACAUAGUUGAUGUUUAUAAUAUAAUAUAAUUGGCUAGUAAAUAAAUCUUAUCUUCUUGC